Molecule: messenger RNA, 759 nt
Organism: Seminavis robusta
Lineage: Eukaryota; Bacillariophyta; Bacillariophyceae; Naviculales; Naviculaceae
Source: the annotation of a GenBank genome assembly
AUGACAUCUGAAACUCUCGACAAAAGCAAAGAUGACAGCAUGGAACGUCCUCUCUCUCCUGGCGAAAUAGUCGGCUUGUUUGCCCUGGUGCUGACCAUGUAUCCAGUUUGCCUUGGAAGUAUCUUUUUCGCCGGGGCGUACAUCCACUCCUACCCCGAUUCGCCGCCUCUUUGGUAUGGAUUUUGGGCUUCGAUUGGUGGCUUGACGACGGUUGGUCUGGUCUCCGUGGCUCUUCUCUUGGACUGUCCUCGUUUGGUCCGUCAACGAAUGGCCAAGACAAUGGCUGGCAAGACCGAGUCUUCGUCGGAGCAACUCUUCCACAAAUUGACCUCGGCCGUGUUCCUGUCCGCCAUGCUGGGAAUGGGCUAUGAAGGGGUGGGUCGACGAGAUUCGUUUCCCCACAAACUGGUCUGGGUGGCAUUGGCCGUCUACGCCAGUUCCAUGAUGUGGAUCAUUUACGUCUUUCGCAGCAACAAGUAUGCUGCCAGAAUCGUCUUUGUACAGAAGGGACAGCAACUCAUAUCGACUGGGCCAUAUGCCAUCGUGAGGCACCCUAUGUACAUGGGGAUCAUCCCCAUGUGUUUGUCAUUGCCAUUGAUAGUGGGAUCCGUGUGGCCAGUGAUACCAAUGGCACUCUGUGCAGUGUUCACCGGGAUUCGCACCUAUGACGAGGAAGAAUUCUUGGUUCGGACCUUUGGAGAUGAAUAUCUGGACUAUCGCAAAAAGGUUCCCUAUCGAAUGAUCCCGCUUGUCUUUUGA